AUGCCUGUUGCAAUUCUUGGUACACAAAUUACACUUUGGUGUUUUGAUGCACGAUAUAAUUGUAAAUUUAAAGUACCUAUCGGAGAUGGUAAUGACAUUGACGACCUCAAGGAAGCUAUUAAGGAGAAGAGACAACCACGCUAUGAUGCUUCUGCAUCUUACGAGUUUAAACUGUGGAGAGUUAACACGGAUCAAACUAUUUCCGAAGAAAUACUAAACGACGAAUUAGAGGAUUCAGCGAAAACAAUUAAAGAAACUUUUGAUGUUGUCCAAGGAGUUUCUAACUUGUGCUUUGCGUCACGGAAUCAAGAAAUAAAAGAAUUGAGAGCAAAGCUGACGGCGCUUCGUGUAAAACUUGGUUAUGAGCUUGGUUAUACACCUCCAGUCGAAGAACUUGAUCUUUUGGUUCCACUCUCGGAGACGAAAUUUAAACAGCUAAAGCACGAAAAAGAAUACAAGGAAACUGUUAAUCUUGGUCUUAAAGCAAACUCUCCUUCGACUAGUACCAAGCCUUCUAACUUCUUCUCAAAUCAACAAAAGAAUCCAAUCCUUAAUGGUCGACCACUUGAACUUACUGGUCCUCCUAUUACUAUUCACAAUAGAACCUUUGGUCAAUUCCUUGAAGACUUUAGGAAUACGAAUUUGGUAGUGCCUUCUGAUAUUAUGGAGUGGGUCGUAGAUAUUAUUUCCGCAGCAACAGAUAGAUACACCAUUGAAGACGAACGUAUGGAUACAAUGAGAGAAAUACUUUCAAAAAAAUUUGGCACCAUUUCAGUGAUUAGUUACGGAAGAAAAGGUUGUAAGAGCGAUGGAAUACUUACGACUAAAGUAGGCAUUCACAACGCUAUUAUGGGGAUAUUCGAAGGAAAGAAUGAAGUUGGAUCUGGUGGAACUGAUCCCAGUUUUUGUGUUUUCGGAGGUGUUUUCCUUAACAGGGUAGUAGUCAAGCCGCUAACAGAUUCCAUUUCUCUUACAAUUGACCUUCGAAAUAAAGACCAAAGGUUGGAAUUAAAUCAAACAGGACAGCAGUAUUUUCCUUAUCUUCGAAGUUUUCCAAUCAACGGAAAAACAGUCAAUUUCACCUACACCGAGAAGCUUGCAGUUGAUCACACAAGAACUAUCUGGAAAGCCAGUACAGAUAAUAAUAAAAUGAUUGUCGUGAAAUUUGUGACCGAAUACAAUAGAAAUGCACAUGAUAUCUGCCAUAGUAAAGGUUAUGCUCCGAAAUUGUUAUAUUGUAGUGCCAAUAAUGAAAUCCGAGCUCUUGGCGGAUAUAAGAUGAUUAUUAUGGAACAUGUCGGCACCUCGCUGGAUAAGAAAUUUGAUAAAAUCGAGAUUAUGCGUCAAAAUUCUAUUUAUGACGAUAUAAAAUUUGCUAUUAAUUUGCUACAUGAAAAUAACUAUGUGUUUGCAGAUCUUCGUCCUCCAAACAUUCUGGUGUAUAAUCAGCAUGGAACGCAAUGA
This is a messenger RNA of Funneliformis geosporum, 1464 nucleotides long. NCBI's taxonomy places the organism in Eukaryota, Fungi, Glomeromycota, Glomeromycetes, Glomerales, Glomeraceae. The record is from the annotation of a GenBank genome assembly.